UACAACGUCGGUGGCAAACAAGUGUACCGCAGAAUCACAACCUCUGCGCCUACCUAUCUCCUCCAAGUCAAACACGAGCUGGUGUACCAGCCGCCCUCGAUUCUCAAGGAGAAGUUCCCCAACACCAUUGGCGUGACCGUUCUCCAAGAGGGCGGCCACUUCAUCGCGUUCGAGAUGCCGGAGACGCUGGCGGCUGACGUGCUGAAGGCGAUCAGUGCAUUUAGGAAACUGGACAGGAGCAAGCUGAAGACUGAGUUGUAAAUAAAAAAUUUAUACUUUUGUA
Molecule: messenger RNA, 283 nt
Organism: Leguminivora glycinivorella
Lineage: Eukaryota; Metazoa; Arthropoda; Insecta; Lepidoptera; Tortricidae
Product: juvenile hormone epoxide hydrolase-like
Exons: 1
Molecular function (GO): catalytic activity
Source: RefSeq, a predicted model, not a curated record